UUCCAUUCAGCUGCUAGAACAUUAAUCAAACUUUUUAGGUCGUAUAGUUCUUCAAAAGAGAGAUAAAAAGCAUUAUUGUUUUAGUGCAGACAAAAGUUUUUUUUAUGAAAAACAUGAGAAGUGGAGAAGUCCUUGCACUGUUUGUAUGGAUGCACUGUCUGCUGACUUGCUACAAAGUCAUAGCUGCUACUGAGCCAACCACUACAACAGCAAAUUUAUUUGGGGGGAAAACUGAUUUCAAAGAUAUUGAAAGCAAAUUUGCACUGCGCACUCCAGAUGAGCCGGAUGAAGAUACCUGCUACCUUAUCCCUGGGCAGGAACAGUCUAUUACAGAAUGUAAUUUCAACCAAACAAGCAAAACAUUUGUGGUUAUACAUGGAUGGACGGUAACUGGAAUGUAUGAGAGUUGGGUUCCUAAGUUAGUAGAUGCCCUGUAUAAAAGAGAGCCGGAAUCAAAUGUGAUUGUGGUAGACUGGCUAUCUCGAGCACAGCAGCACUAUCCAGUUUCAGCUGGAUACACACAACUGGUGGGACAGGAUGUUGCAAGUUUUAUUGACUGGAUAGAAGAAAAGCUCAACUACCCUGUGGACAACAUUCACAUUUUGGGAUACAGUCUUGGUGCUCAUGCAGCAGGUGUCGCUGGGAGUCUCACAAACAAUAAAGUUAAUAGGAUAACAGGUUUAGAUCCAGCUGGGCCGAGUUUCGAAUUUGCUGAGACAUCCGUCAUUUUAUCUCCUGAUGAUGCAGAUUUUGUGGAUGUGGUGCAUACAUACAGUGUGGGUUCUCCAGACCACAGUAUAGGCAUCCAAAGGCCUGUUGGACAUAUUGACAUUUAUCCUAAUGGUGGGAGCUAUCAGCCAGGAUGCAAUGUUGGAGAUACACUUUGGCUAAUGGCAACAAAAGGUCUACGAGGCAUCGUAGACAUUGACCAGAUUGUGAAGUGUUCCCAUGAACGGUCCAUCCACCUCUUCAUUGACUCUCUUCUUAAUGAAGAGAAGCCAAACAUGGCCUUUCGCUGCAAUUCAAAGGAAGCCUUCGAUAAAGGACUUUGUCUAAGCUGCAGAAAAAAUCGCUGUAAUACACUUGGUUACAAAGUCAAUAAGAUACGUGGGAAAAGAAGUACCAAGAUGUUCAUGAAAACUAGCGCUCAGAUGCCUUUUAAAGUGUUCCACUAUCAAGUGAAAGUCCAUUUCUUUGCAAAGAAGAACCUUACUGUCACCAAGCAACCUUUUCUGGUCUCCUUGUAUGGUACUAAGGGAGAAAGUGAAAACAGGCCACUCCAAAUAGCUGAAAUGUCUACAAACAAAACCUAUUCAUAUUUGAUCUACACUGAACUGGAUGUAGGAGAGCUGCUAAUGCUGAAAGUUAGAUGGGAUAAGGAGUCAUUCUUCAGCUUGUCAGACUGGUUUACAACAUACGCAUUCGACAUUCAGAAGAUCAGGAUAAAGUCUGGAGAGUUACAGAAAAAGUUAAUAUUUUGUCCUGAGCAUGGGAUGUUUGCCACUAUUACAAGAGGAAAAGGCCCAGUGGUAUUUGUGAGAUGUAAUGAACACUCCAGUGUGAAGAAACAUGAAUGAUGUGAGCAAAAUCUCUGCACUUUAAAACUCAUAUUGAUUGACGUUCUUGAAGCUCUGAAGAACAAGAACAUCUUUGGUUUCUACUCUGUCCAGUUUAUCUUCAAAUUAUGUUUGCAGACAUUUCAUAGUAGACAAAAGUAAACAGAUGGGAAACAAAAGACCACCUUCUUGAUAGCACGAAUGUAAAAUGAAAGUCACAUUAUUCUGUACAAGCCAUUUCCAUUCCAAGGAAUGCAAGCUGUCUGUGAACUGUGUUUAUGUAUUUUUAAAUAGAUUUUAGACAACCAAAAUGUAUUAUUGAAUAGUACAUGCUCAUUCCAUGCUGUUUAUGCACUGGAGUUUAAAUAACAAACCAAACUUGAAAUGCAGUUGAUGCGCUAUAGGAGUUACUAAUAACAUUUACAAAUU
Messenger RNA from Nanorana parkeri, 1985 nucleotides. RefSeq names its product lipoprotein lipase (gene LPL). The record is from RefSeq and is a predicted model, not a curated record. Gene Ontology annotation, biological process: lipid metabolic process. The transcript is spliced from 10 exons. Lineage: Eukaryota; Metazoa; Chordata; Amphibia; Anura; Dicroglossidae. Gene Ontology annotation, molecular function: apolipoprotein binding; lipoprotein lipase activity. Bases 105 to 1577 code for a protein of 490 amino acids.